Molecule: messenger RNA, 819 nt
Organism: Puccinia triticina
Lineage: Eukaryota; Fungi; Basidiomycota; Pucciniomycetes; Pucciniales; Pucciniaceae
Exons: 4
Coding region: 1-819 (272 amino acids)
Source: RefSeq, a predicted model, not a curated record
AUGCCAGAUGCUUCCCAUCAUCAAGCCUAUCAGUCCCAAUUGCCGUACGCUUCGCACCAUCAAUCUUAUCAAUUACCAUACCCUUCCCAUCAUCAAUCUUAUCAACCCCAUCUGCCAUAUGCUUCGCCGCGUGAAUCUUAUCAACCACAAUUGCCAGCUGCUUCUCACCAACAAUUUUAUCAACCCCAAUUGCCAGAUGCUUCGCACCGUCAAUCUUAUCAACCGCUACCGCCAGAUGCUUCGCACCAUCAAUCUUAUCGACCACAAGGCAACAAUGAAGAAUUGGAAUUGGCACAUGCAAUGAGAGCUUCAUCCACUGAUUAUGAGCGGAAUGCACAUCGACAAAUCGAGGAAGCUCGGCGUAGAUCACUUUUGGACCAACAUGAAUCCAGUAGAGUUCAUCGCUAUCAACAUCCAAGAACCGAGGAGGAGGAUUUGGCUCGUGUACUGCAGUUUUCAAGGGACCAGGAUCCGGAGCGUGAACUUCGAAAUUCGCUCAGGCGAGCAUUGAAUGCCUCUCAUGAUACUCUGCGUCCUCAUGAAGUCUCAGGUCUUGUAACGAGAGCUUCAGCGAGCGAUUAUGAGCAACAGACACUUCGACAAAUCGAGGAAGCUCAGCAAUCCACCAGCGCAUCCGCGGCAUUUGAUCCAGGACUUGAGGAUCAGAUGAUGAAAGAGGCACUGCAGAUGUCGGCGAAUGAGUAUAUUGAUCAACUGCAAGAUUCGACGGAUAUUCUCAAAGAGAAGAAGCUCUUGAGCCGAAUGGCCACAUCGCGCAAAGUGACGAUCCGUACCGGCUCCCUCGCAGACGGCAUAUAG